Molecule: messenger RNA, 1357 nt
Organism: Sesamum indicum (sesame)
Lineage: Eukaryota; Viridiplantae; Streptophyta; Magnoliopsida; Lamiales; Pedaliaceae
Source: RefSeq, a predicted model, not a curated record
CUUUCUCCAAUAUAAUAUACAAAAAGGCUAAAAGCUGUAAUCCCCUUCCGUGCCCAUUCUCUCUUCCUCCAUGCUCAUCUCAAUUACCCCCCAAUAGUUCACGUUUUGUACCGAAGAUUUGAGAUUUUUUUUAUCCAAAUUCAAUUCAAUUUUUCCGGAACUGUAACGGGGUUGGAUUGAAUUGGGAGCUUUGCUGGAUUUGUGGGGAUUUCGGUGGUUGUUUGUUUGAUUGAUGGCUGCGAGCGCCAAUCCUUCAUCGGGGGCUCAUAGCAACGCCAGUAACGGCAAUAAUAAUAGCGGGAAUAGCAAGGGCGGUGGCCAGGAAAAUGCCAAUGGCGGUGGCCUAUCGGCGACGGAAAAUUCCGUGGUGGGACCUACUCAGGCGGCUCUCCGACACAAUCCGGGCCUGUCAGUUGAUUGGACGCCCGAAGAACAGUCCAUACUCGAGGAUUUGCUCGUAAAAUAUGGAUCAGAAUCGGUGAUUGUUCGUUAUGCUAAAAUUGCUCAGGCUUUGAGAGAUAAGACAGUUCGAGAUGUUGCAUUACGUUGCAGAUGGAUGAGUAAAAAGGAAAACGGAAAGAGAAGGAAGGAUGACAGUAGUUCGUCAAGGAAAAGUAAAGACAAAAAGGAGAAAGUUACAGAUUCAUUGCCAAAAUCUUCUCAAGUUGCAAAUCGCUCCAAUGGCCCAGCCUAUGUUCAGUCAAUGAUGUCAAUGGAAAGUGAUGAUGGAAUCUCAUAUAAAGAUAUCGGUGGAGCUGCUGGACAGCUUCUUGAGCAAAGUGCUCAUGCCUUGGAUCAAAUUUCGGCCAACUUUUCUGCUUGCAAGGUGCAGAUUCACGACAACAUCAAUCUCUUCUGUCAAGCUCGAACGAAUAUACUUUCGAUCUUAAAUGACUUGAACGACACACCAGAAAUAAUGAAACAGAUGCCACCCCUUCCUGUCAAGCUGAAUGAAGAGCUUGCCAACUCCAUUCUUCCUCGAACAUCCCUGCCAAAGAAGUCUUGACAUCUUCCUUCACUUGCUGGUCGUAAUGAUGAUGAAUCUGACUUUCUGUCAAGUUGCGCCUUUCAGUAUACACACAUAUCAAAAUAACUGGCUAUGCGACUCAACUCAAUGAGGAAUUCUCUCCAAGUGUUUAGUACUUAAAAUCUUUUCUUCUUUUUUUCCUUCUUUCAUUUUGUCAGGGUCCGUCCUGGUUCCUGAUUGAUAUUUCUUUUUCACUUUGAUUUGUCUUAGGAGAUAAUCAGUGUAUCGAUGUGAGCACCAUCAGUUGUAGUGUAGAACUAUUUUUUAGUCCUGUAAAUAACUUCUUAAGGAGAAAGUUUUGCUAUUCAAUUGAAGGGCAUUUGCUGUGCA